AUGAUGAACUCUGACAAUAAACCUCAAGUGACACACGAACAUCAUCAUUUCUAUCAUGGAGGGAAGAAGGUCGCCUCUACCAGUGUAAGAUUAUCGGAAGAGGGCAGCAUUGAGGAUGUUCGUGUGAUGGAUCAUCAUGGUCCAAGGCUUGUCUCUUUUUGGAAUAACGGAACGAAAAGCUCCACUUUGGAGAAUGGGGAAGCCAACAAGCAGCAAUACACGACUCCUCCCAUGUACAGCGAACGACUUACAAAAUUGAAAUCAAAAUUGUCGGCAGUAUCUUCAUCGCUGGAUGGAAAGAACGGUCCUCUCACCAAGGAAGAAGAUAAACUCAAGAAAAAGAUCAAGCAGCAAAAAAAGGAGAUUGAAUUGUUGACCCGCGAAGUCAGAGAGCUGCAAUCGACCGCUUCAAAAACCAUUUCUUCAUCAUCGUCAUCACCAAUACAAUUACCUUCUUCGUCAUCUCCUUUCAAAGAGAGCUCGGACGAUUCAAUCUCUGAUGAUUAUCUUGCAUACACUAUCAAAAGAUAUUUAAAUGUUUUGAAACAAGGUUCCUAUGGAAGCACCUACUCUGAACAAAAGAACUUUCUUGAUACUAUUACGUAUGUUGAAGGAAAGGUAGACCGAUUAAUAUCCGAAAAGAAUAGUCAAAUCGAAAAACACAUUUCCGACAAAAUCGAUGCUGAAAGAAAGACGAAAAUUCUGGAAAGCGAGCGUGAUUUUAAUCGAAGGGAGCUCGCCCAAAGAGAAAAAGAAUUAGAAAAUUGCACAAAAGAAAAGGAACGGCUAGGAAAAGCUUUGAAAAUUGCCGAAGACGAUGUGGUGCGACUUCAAAAAACUCUUGAACAAUUUUCAAAGUCUAGAGAAGAAGACACCGAGCUCACACAAAAGAUGGUCGAUAAAUUAUUGGAAAAAGAGCGAGGAAGAAUUCGAAAAAAGAUGUCUGAAGAAUACCAAAAAGAGAUCGAUGAGUUGAAAACCAAAAUUUUAGAUCUAGGAGAACAAAUACACUGUUUAAAACAAACACAAGAGUUAAGAGAUAGAGAAAUUUUAGAAUCUAGAGAAGAAUCGAACAUGUUACGAAUGAAAUGCUCAAAGCUUACUACCUUUUCAGAAAAGAUUCAACAAAUUUGCAAAAAUCAAAAGAAUUAUCUUGAGGAGCUUGAUAAACUUCUUGGUUCAUGUAAAGACAAGAUACCCUCCUUGGAAGAUUUAGCAAAAGGAGCUCAACUCUAUUCCAGAUUAAGCAAGGGUUAUGAUGAUCUUGAACUUGCUUCCACUGUUGAAGAUGCCGGUUGUGUUUCUUUCAACUCAGAUUUUGAUAAGAUUACACAGUUACUAAAGGCUUCCAUCGAAAGGGAACGAAAGUUGGAAGAUAAUUUAACUUAUACAAUGAAUUUGAAUCAAGUCAUGAAUAGGGAGCUUGAAACCUGUAAAAAGAGUUUGACCGAAAUGGAAGAGUCGAUUUCAUCGAGUGCUUACUUGGAGAAGAGUAGUCUCUAUCAAAAGAAAAUACAAGCUGCUGCAUCUAAUGUUACUACAUCCUUCAAGGUCAAGUCAAUCAUCGAAAUAUGCGAAGAAUUUGCAAAGGCAAACUCUAGUCUUCGAGAAAAAGUGAAAACUACUCAAGCAAACAAUGAGCUUCUUUCGCAAGAGCUUUCUCAGCUCCAUAAAUCCAAAUUGGAGACUGUGUCUUCACAGAAACAAUACUACAAGGAGAAAGAACAACUCGUUCAGGAUCUGGAAGAAUUCAAACAAAAAGAAAGAGAGCUCGUAAAAAAGCUUCAAGCCGAUUCAGAAAACUUCUCAAAGAUAAUACACGAAAAACAAUCAGUCAUUGAAAAGUACAAGGAAAUUAUUGAAAACAAGGGUGUGAACAUUUCCUCACUCGAAGAGACAUGCAAAAACACAAAGAAAGAAUUGGAACAAAAGAUUGAAGAUUUAGAAAAGAUUUUGAAAGAGAAAAAAGAUUUAGAACAGCUUUACCACAAAACUUUACAUGAAUUGGAGGAAGCCAAGGAAGAAAAUGCUAGUAACGAAAUUUUGAUUGCACAAAUCAAGAAUCAAAAUGAGAGACUGACUGCUCUUAACAAUGACUAUUCGACCAAAGCUGAAGAAUUGGAAAUGCAAAUUGAUGUCGAAAAAGAAAAAGUGACAAAACUUGAAUCACAACUGAAAGAUCUCCAACUUGUCGUCUCUACCAAGGAAACGGAAAUUGAAAGGAAUAAGACAAACCUGGUAUCUCUUGAAAAAUCCAAACAAUUGCUAGAAAAAGAGCUGGAACAGUUGAGAAACCAAUCGCAAGACACUGAAUAUAAAGUGAAGGACAGCGAAAGAUCGAUUACCGAUAAGCAACGGCAAAUCUCUGAUCUCUAUUCACAAAUUGAGGAAAAAGAUCAAGAAAUAAUGAACUUAAAAUCCAAUCUGAAGGACCAAAAGAAAAACCUCUUUGAGAAGGAACAGCUUUUUGAAGAAAUGAAAAUCUCAUACCAAGAAGCUAAGAGAUCUAUCGAAAAGAAGGAAACGGAAAUAAUGAACUUGCGACUGGAAAUUGAGCAACUCAAGAGUGGUCAAGAGUCGCUUAAAUCCAAAUGCUCUCAGUUUGGAAAAACAAAUUCUGAACUUGACGAACUUGUUGAAGAUUUGAGAAAGAAGGUCAAACAAACGGAAGAUAAAUGGGAAGCAAAGCUUUCGGAAAUUAAGGAAAAUCAUCACAAACAAUUGUUAGAAAUCAAGUCAAGAUAUGAAAUGGACAAAACAAGUCACAUUUCAGAGCUGGAAGGAAAACUUGAACAAAAAGAAAUGGAAAUUGAAGAAUUACAGUUACAAGUGUCACGCUUGAACAAACAGAAAGAUGAAAAGAUGAUCGACAAAGAUCUCGAAAAUGAAAGACUCUCAAAACAACUUGAAGAAGUUAAAGAAAAGCUGAGGACAAAAGAACGCGACCUUUCUGACAUUACAAAGAAUUAUAAGAAAAUUGAAAAGGAAUAUUUAAUGAUCAUGCAGGAUUUACAAGAAAGCCGAGAAAGUAUUACACAAAGUAUUCAAGAAAAAGAAAGAGAAUUGCAAGAAAAGAGUAGAUCAAAAUUAUCAGAGUUGAAUUCCAGCUAUGCAUCAUUGCAAAACAAACUUAAUCUUACUCAAAAUGAGCUUGAUGCAAUAACUCUGGACUUUGAACAGAAAACUCAAGAAUAUGAACAAACAAUUCUCGAUCUUCAAGGAAAGUUGGCAAAGGAGAGAAAAGAGAGAAGUCUGAUCGCAAGUAACAAGUCCGUCAUUGAACAGAAGGACAAACAAAUUGCAGAAUUGCAAAACGAGAAGAUGCAACUCGCUAAAGGUUUGAAAUUCUUAAAUGACAAUGUUUCUGUUUUACAGGAUGAGCUGCGACGAUUGAAGAAACAAGUUCUCUUGUACCAAACCAGCAUGAAAAAAGAAGUUGAACGAGGUAUCACCCAGAUGGAAGAUCAAAUUGAACUCUUUGUCGCUAAGAAAGAAGAAGAACAUCAAACACAAAUUGAUUAUUUCAACAGAUCUCUCGAAAUGUAUAAGGAAAGAACUGCCAAGUUAGAAAAUGAGAAAAAACGUAGCUUGCAAAAUAUGUCAGCACAUCUUGAUUUGGUUCAACAUUUGGGUAGGUCUGUAGAACAGGAGGAAGACAGCUCACUUUUAUCAGGAAUUCCAAUUACAGAUGAUGAGGAUGACGAAGAAAUUUAA
This is a messenger RNA of Naegleria fowleri, 3714 nucleotides long. RefSeq lists its product as uncharacterized. The transcript has 2 exons. NCBI's taxonomy places the organism in Eukaryota, Heterolobosea, Eutetramitea, Acrasida, Naegleriidae. Bases 1 to 3714 code for a protein of 1237 amino acids. The record is from RefSeq and is a predicted model, not a curated record.